This is a messenger RNA of Neogale vison (American mink), 1968 nucleotides long. RefSeq names its product stomatin like 1 (gene STOML1). Bases 53 to 1249 code for a protein of 398 amino acids. The transcript is spliced from 7 exons. Gene Ontology annotation, cellular component: plasma membrane. The record is from RefSeq and is a predicted model, not a curated record. NCBI's taxonomy places the organism in Eukaryota, Metazoa, Chordata, Mammalia, Carnivora, Mustelidae.
UUCUGUGGCCUGGCACCGCGCGGGGGCGCGGGGCGUGCCCCUGUCAAGAGCCAUGCUUGGCAGGUCCGGGUACCGGGCGCUGCCCCUGGGGGACUUUGAUCGUUUCCAGCAGUCGAGCUUCGGCUUCCUGGGCUCGCAGAAGGGCUGCUUGUCCCCGGAGCGGGGCGGCGUGGGGCCGGGGGCCGACGCGCCCCAGAGCUGGCCCUCCUACCUCUGCCACAGCCUCAUCAGUUUCCUGGGGUUCUUGCUGCUGCUGCUCACUUUCCCCAUUUCUGGCUGGUUCGCCUUGAAGAUUGUGCCCACCUAUGAGCGAGUGAUCGUGUUUCGACUAGGCCGGAUCCGCACCCCUCAGGGGCCCGGCAUGGUUCUGCUCUUGCCCUUCAUUGACUCCUUCCAGCGGGUGGAUUUGAGGACACGUGCUUUCAAUGUCCCUCCCUGCAAGCUGGCCUCUAAGGAUGGGGCUGUGCUGUCCGUGGGGGCUGAUGUCCAGUUCCGCAUCUGGGAUCCAGUACUGUCUGUGAUGACUGUGAAGGACCUGAACAUGGCCACGCGCAUGACGGCCCAGAAUGCUAUGACCAAGGCCCUGCUCAAGAGGCCUCUGCGGGAGAUCCAGAUGGAGAAGCUCAAGAUCAGCGACCAGCUCCUGCUGGAAAUCAAUGAUGUGACCAGGGCCUGGGGGCUGGAGGUGGACCGGGUAGAGCUGGCAGUGGAGGCCGUGCUCCAGCCACCCCAGGACAGCCCAGCGGGGCCCAACUUGGACAGCACUCUCCAGCAGCUGGCCCUCCACUUCCUGGGAGGAGGCCUGUCCUCCGUGGCAGGAGGCUUGUCAGCCCCAGGGCCAGCAGACACCUUGGAGAUGGUGAGUGAAGUCGAGCAGCCUGCGCCUCCUGUUGGUGCUGGGCCCAGCCCAAAGCAGCCCGUGGCGGAGGGACUGUUGACUGCUCUGCAGCCCUUCCUAUCGGAGGCCCUGGUCAGCCAAGUUGGCGCCUGCUACCAGUUCAAUGUCAUCCUGCCCAGUGGUGCCCAGAACAUCUACUUCCUCGAUCUCACUACAGGGCACGGGAGGGUAGGACAUGGAGUGCCUGACGGCAUCCCUGAUGUCGUGGUGGAGAUGACCGAGGCGGACCUGCGGGCCCUUCUGUGCAGGGAGCUGCGGCCCCUGGGGGCCUACAUGAGUGGGCGGCUAAAGGUGAAGGGUGACCUGGCCGUGGCCAUGAAGCUGGAGGCUGUCCUCAGGGCCCUGAAGUAGCGGCUUUGGCUGACUGUCCGUAGCCCAGAUCCAAGUCUGGCAUCAAGCCAGGGAGGCAUCUUAGAGAAGAAGGCGGCACUGGUGCCACACCUUGGAUUGUUGAGGCCUUCCUCAGCCAGGAGCCAAGGGAUGGAGACUGGGCCGACACCAGAGCUGGGAGAGACUGUGUCAGGCCGCCUUGUCCUCCUUACCUGGAGUGCUUCUCUGGACAAGCCUUUGCCCAUCCUGCUCCCCGGCUGAAUGCCCAGCCCUGAGCCGGGUACACCGUGUGAUAACGAGAGCCAAGCCGGCCUGCUCUGCUGGCGACCUGACUGGAGGGAAGGGGCCCGCAGACAUAGCCUGGCUGCAUGGAUUUGGGCUGGUGUGAGGGAGCCAAGCAUGUGGCUCAGGUCCCAGCUCCAGGGUGGGGAUCAGGGAGGUUGAGUGUGGAGAAGGAGGGCAGCCACCAAGAAGAGUCACUUCAGGGCAGGGAUUUGGGGAUCGAGCUGGGCCUGCCUUCCCAGUUGCUCUCUAGGCCCAGGCCAUGGGCAGUGGGGAUGGAAAAGUGUGGGGCCUUCUCCGCUCUGGCCUUGCUCCUGAAGAUGUCUUGACUCGUCCCCCAGCUCCGUCUUGCAUGCCUGACGGGCUGGAGCCCAGGGCAGCAUGUAGGAGAGCCCUGCUGUUCUGUGCUUUUUACCAGAGGUUGGCAAACCACCAAUAAAUGUGCUGUUUACAAUGUA